AUGGCCUUGACUGACGGCGGCUGGUGCCUGCCAAAGCGUUUCGGGGCCGCUGCUGCGGACGCCGGCGACUCUGGGGCCUUUCUGGCAAGGGAGCCCUCCUCUCCGCCUUCCCCGAUCUCUUCCUCGUCGUCCUCCUGCUCCCGGGGCGGGGAUCGCGGCCCCUGCGGCGCCAGCAACUGCAGGACGCCGCAGCUCGACACCCAGGCGGUGGCGGGACCUCCGGGCCGCUCGCUGCUGCUCAGCCCCUACGCCUCGCAUCCCUUCGCGGCUGCCCACGGACCUUCGGCGCCCGGGGUCCCUGGCCCCGGGAGCGCCCUGUCGAGUUGGGAGGACUUGUUGCUCUUCACUGACCUCGACCAGGCCGCGACCGCCAGCAAGCUGCUGUGGUCCAGCCGAGGCGCCAAGCUGAGCCCCUUCGCGACCGAGCAGCCCGAGGAAAUGUACCAGACCCUCGCCGCCCUGUCCAGCCAGGGGCCGGCUGCUUACGACGGCGCGCCAGGCGGAUUCGUGCACUCUGCGGCGGCGGCGGCCGCGGCGGCGGCUGCGGCCACCUCUCCGGUCUACGUCCCCACCACGCGCGUGGGGUCCAUGCUGCCCGGCCUGCCGUACUUGCAGGGGGCGGGCAGCGGGCCCAGCAACCACGCAGGCGGCGCGGGCGCUCACCCGGGCUGGCCCCAGGCCUCGGCCGACAGCCCCCCGUAUGGCGGGGGCGGCGCAGCCGGCGGCGGGGCAGCGGGACCAGGAGGUGCCGGCUCCGCCACCGCGCACGCCUCGGCGCGCUUCCCCUACUCGCCCAGCCCGCCCAUGGCCAAUGGCGCCGCGCGGGACCCCGGGGGCUAUGUGGCUGCGGGCAGCGCGGGCGCUGGCAGCGUGAGUGGCGGCAGCCUGGCGGCCAUGGGCGGCCGGGAGCACCAGUACAGCUCGCUGUCCGCGGCGCGGCCGCUGAACGGGACGUACCAUCACCACCAUCACCAUCACCCGACUUACUCUCCCUACAUGGGUGCGCCGCUGACGCCUGCCUGGCCAGCCGGACCCUUCGAAACGCCGGUGCUGCACAGCUUACAGAGCCGAGCGGGAGCCCCGCUCUCGGUGCCGCGAGGCCCCAGCGCAGACCUGCUGGAGGAUCUGUCCGAGGGCCGCGAGUGUGUGAACUGUGGCUCCAUCCAGACGCCGCUGUGGCGACGGGACGGCACGGGUCACUACCUGUGCAAUGCGUGCGGCCUCUACAGCAAGAUGAACGGCCUCAGUCGGCCCCUCAUCAAGCCGCAGAAGCGCGUGCCUUCAUCACGGCGCCUUGGAUUGUCCUGUGCCAAUUGUCACACUACAACCACCACCCUAUGGCGCAGGAAUGCCGAGGGUGAACCCGUGUGCAAUGCUUGCGGACUCUACAUGAAACUCCAUGGGGUGCCUCGACCACUUGCUAUGAAGAAAGAAGGAAUUCAAACCAGGAAACGAAAACCUAAAAAUAUAAAUAAGUCAAAGGCUUGCUCUGGUAACAGCAGUAACUCUGUUCCUAUGACUCCAACUUCCUCCUCUUCUAACUCAGACGACUGUACCAAAACCACAUCUCCUUCAACACAACCGACCGCCUCAGGGCCGGGUGCCUCAGUGAUGUCUGCAGUGGGAGAAGGCCCCAACUCCGAGAACAGUGACCUCAAGUAUUCAGGUCAAGAUGGCCUCUACAUAGGCGUCAGUCUGUCCUCUCCUGCUGAAGUCACGUCCUCUGUACGGCAGGAUUCUUGGUGUGCUCUGGCCCUGGCCUGA
Messenger RNA from Onychomys torridus (southern grasshopper mouse), 1764 nucleotides. RefSeq names its product GATA binding protein 6 (gene Gata6). Bases 1 to 1764 code for a protein of 587 amino acids. Gene Ontology annotation, biological process: positive regulation of transcription by RNA polymerase II; negative regulation of transcription by RNA polymerase II; epithelial cell differentiation. Gene Ontology annotation, molecular function: zinc ion binding; DNA-binding transcription factor activity, RNA polymerase II-specific; RNA polymerase II cis-regulatory region sequence-specific DNA binding. Gene Ontology annotation, cellular component: nucleus. The record is from RefSeq and is a predicted model, not a curated record. The transcript has 6 exons. NCBI's taxonomy places the organism in Eukaryota, Metazoa, Chordata, Mammalia, Rodentia, Cricetidae.